AUGAGUAGAACCUGCAUAUUGGAUGCAAAUUCACCAACUAGUUUUCUCUGUGUUAGUGUGUUAAGGAAUAUAGAUGCAAGAAGCGUUCCUGGAAUUCCAUGGCUCAUUAAUACACAGAAGCUUCUUCAGUGGGCAAAUGAAGUCAGACUUGACCCAAAUAAUCCAGAAUAUUCUGAUUUAAUGGAAGCUAUUAUGUACAUAAAACACAAAGAGCAAGAUAUGCCUAAGUAUUUUCAUCUUGAACAGUUGCAAGAUGAAUUUAACUUUAUUUCUGAAGAGGAAAUGAAAAAGAGUAAACGUUUCCAGCUAUUGCAACUUAGAAAUGCAGGUCAAUUAGAUGUUUUCCCACUGCAGCAAAUACCCCUCUAUGACAGAGAGAUUCCAGAUUUACUCUUCCAGGAAUGUGAAAAUCAGAUAGAGAAAGAUAUGUCCAUUUCAGAUGUGAAUUCUAUUAUUGCACAAAGGAUUAAUUCUGCCAAUAUUCUGAAAAAGAGGAGAAGGUUGAUCAUGAAAAGAAUUGUCAAAAUUAGCAAAUUUAACUUAUCAGAUAUCGUGGCUGAUUAUGAAGAACUUGUCUCUGCAAGAGCCUUGGAUAUGUCUCCUCAUUUGGUAUCAUCCAUAUCUCGCCUCAGACAUGAAGAAUCAAUCAAAUUGGGAGACUCAGACGAGAUCUUAAAUGAGGCUACUGUACACCCUUUUGUGGAAGUUUCCUUUCAACACACUGUGUACCAGACCAGUACUGCAAGUGGAUCUCAUCCAUGCUGGAAUGAGGAAAUUAAAGUAGAUUUGAGAAUCGGUUAUAUUGAUAUAUUCUUUCAGAUUAGUGGAACAUUUCAAGUAAAUAUUCCACCAGUUUUGCUGGGGUAUACUUGGAGCAAGACUUACAUGUCUCCCAAAGAAGAUUAUAAUGGGCAGAAUUUAAAAGAUUGCACCUUCUUAAAUAUUUUUGCUACCAUUGAACCUCAAAUAUCAUAUGUUACCUGUAAUCCAGGACUAGACAAGUUUUCAGAUCAAAUUGAUGUUUUGGAGAGAGCCCAGAUUUUUAAAAAAAAUUGUAAGGCAGUAUUUCCCAACCGAAGAAUCACAACUACUGUGUUUAAUGAUGAAGGGAUACAGAUCUUAGUAACAAGAUAUAUAAAGGCAUUAAAUCCACCUCAACAACUCCUGGAUCUAUUUCUUCAUGAUUCUAAUGCAACACUUGAACUCCUUGCUCACUUUGUAUCUUUGAUUCCUCUUAUGCCUGAGACACUGGAUGAAAAUGAUGAUUUUGAUAUAUGGAUGACAUCAGAGGGGCAUGUGGCCUAUGUAUUAACUCAAGAAACUGAUGAAUAUGUGCUUUGGAAUCCAUUAACUGGGCAAUGUCAUAAGCAGUUUGACACAUUUUGUCCUUUACAAAGUGUAGACUGUUUGUUUGAUGAUGGAAAUGUCUGGUUUAAUAUUCAACAAAACAAUACACCAAUGGCUGUACAUUUUGACUAUUCAAAGGAAGGUUUCUGGAAACAGAUGCUUCCAAAAAAUUUUCAAGGGACACAAGCACAAAGCAUACAGCCUGAAGAAAUCAUUUAUUCUGAUACUAACAAAAGCAUGGUAGAAGAUCUAAAGAACAGGAUUGAAAGGACUCUGAAAUGUAAAAUUAUGGAAUGGCGAUCUAAGCAGCCGACACGUUGGAAUCGACAGUGUACUUUUAUUUUGCGACAACUUCUUCCUAAGCUAGAACUUGGCACUGGAAGCUUUGUUUUAUCUGAAGCAGAGAAUGAAUUUGAAAGACUGCAACAAUUUUAUUGGGUUGCAGGAUUUCCUAUUCAGAUGCCAUACACUGAUGUACAGUCAGUUAUCGAUGCCGUGUAUCAAACUGGAAUUCAUACUUCUGAAUUUCCCCAGACAGAAUUCGCUCUAGCUGUGUACAUUCACCCAUACCCAAACAACGUAUUAUCUGUGUGGGUUUAUUUGGCUUCCUUAGCUCGACAACAGUGAAAGGAAGAAGGGGAAAGGAAAAGAUUGCACUAUGGGUCCCCAGACAAGAAACAACCAGAGUUUUUCUGGUGCUUUGGGAUUUUGCUGCUUAUCCUCAAGUCCAGCCAAGAGUGAGCCAAGUUUCUGGUUCACUCACUCCUUGAGUCUUUGAGGAUGAAUGUAGAUGACCUUCUUACCAGAGACCUUUUCAAGGAGGACCCUUCAGGAAGCCUAGCCGCCUCGGGUCACUGUCUACACUAGGUCUUGUUCUGAGAAAGAAUCAAUUCUGGCCUCUCCCUCUAAAGCCAGUGUUACUCAAAUUGUGUGCCUUGUGCCACCUCCAUCAAAAUCACCUGGAGAGCCCUGCUGAAAAUGCAGUUUCCCACAACCCAAGACCCACUGAUUCAGAAACUCUGGGAUGGAGCUCCAGAACCCACUGUAUUUAAACAAGCUCUCCAAGUAAUUCUGAUGACCUGCUAAGGAUGAGAACCCUGCCUUAUGCUGUAAUUACUAAAGUGAGGCUGGUAUGUUUGAUGCUGGUUCUGACACAAUUCCAGACAGAAUUUAUUCAAAUCGAAACCCUAAGGUCAUUGCCUUUCAUAAGAUAAAAGAGAAUUUCACUGGUUAAAAACAAUAGGAAAAUCUGCUAUGUUGGGUUGAGGGCUGAGUUCACCUUCUAGGGGCUUCUCAAAAGUUUUUACUUGGGGUGCUACUGACGUGAAGUCCUUUCAGCUCCAAGUGUUUGAUUUGUAGGGGACUCCCAGGAAACUCUAAUAUGCUUUCCUGAUUCUGUUGUGAGAGAGGGAGAAGAUGGUCUUACCAAAUUUCAGGGCUCCUUUUUCCCUUAGUGAACAGCUCCCUGUUCUGCCUCUGGCACUUUCCUGCUGCUUUCCUUUCCCGGUGGUGGCCCCAUGGAGGCCCCUUCUAGAUUCUAGGAGCCCCUCAAGAAAAAGUGGACAGAGAUCUAAGUAGGAAGCACUGUACUUGAAUUUUUUUAUUGUUCUGUGCUUCAUUGAGAAAACUAUUUAUACAGUUUACUUAAAUAUAACAACUUAUUUUUUAAAAAUUAAAGGAUACAUAUUUCCAAAACUUGAUGAGAGUAGUUUUUAUAUAAGGUAAAGGUAAGAGAAAGAAAAUUCACCUCUCACAUUGCAAGAGCACAGGGGAUUCUUGGGUCACUCCCACAAGCAGAGAGCAAUGUCCUCAAAUUCAUCCUCAAAGACCCCUCAAUCUCCCCACAAUGCCUGCAUAGGCUGGUGGCAGAGAAGAACUUAUUUAUUUGCAGUGAUGUUGCUCUUGGACCAAACUUGAGAUUACUAGAAAAGUAAAAAAGUAGGGAUGUGGGUGAAGAGAAUGUUUUUUUCUCCAAGGUUAAAACCUAAUUGUUUGUGUCUUCUGGAAUGCAUAAGAAAACUAAUCGAAAUUUUUGUUUUUAUUUCAAUGCUUGUGUUUAAAUGAUAUAUGAAGUUUUGUUAUUAACAAGCCUCCCACAUUUAUUGGGGUAGCACAAAAUGAUAUCUAUGGAAAGACGAGGUCACCAAAGAAAUGGAUGCAUUUAUGCAGUUCAUUUAUGUGGCACUCUUGAGUGUUUACAUAGCUAUUUUUUAGUUUUUUAUGGUUAUAGAAUUAAUAGGCCACUUAAGAGCAUGGUAGUACGUGU
Molecule: messenger RNA, 3613 nt
Organism: Hipposideros armiger (great roundleaf bat)
Lineage: Eukaryota; Metazoa; Chordata; Mammalia; Chiroptera; Hipposideridae
Product: coiled-coil and C2 domain-containing protein 2A
Exons: 14
Coding region: 1-1974 (657 amino acids)
Biological process (GO): non-motile cilium assembly; protein localization to ciliary transition zone
Cellular component (GO): ciliary transition zone
Source: RefSeq, a predicted model, not a curated record